Bombyx mori (domestic silkworm) is the source of this 2999-nucleotide messenger RNA. It is a transcript of the gene Cyp303a1, whose product is annotated as probable cytochrome P450 303a1. Gene Ontology annotation, molecular function: iron ion binding; oxidoreductase activity, acting on paired donors, with incorporation or reduction of molecular oxygen, reduced flavin or flavoprotein as one donor, and incorporation of one atom of oxygen; heme binding. Gene Ontology annotation, biological process: xenobiotic metabolic process. The record is from RefSeq and is a predicted model, not a curated record. The transcript is spliced from 4 exons. The coding region runs from base 193 to 1689 and encodes 498 amino acids. Lineage: Eukaryota; Metazoa; Arthropoda; Insecta; Lepidoptera; Bombycidae. Gene Ontology annotation, cellular component: cytoplasm; intracellular membrane-bounded organelle.
GCAGUGAAGUUUCGAGUUAGACACUCUAAAAAGGUAAACGGAGUCACGUUUAGUUAUAAAUUAUUAAUCGAAGGCUGUUUGUAUUAUAAUUUUUAUAAUAUUGAACUUUGGGUGUGUUGUUUGUGCUGUGUGCAAUUGUAUUAGUUUUACACUUUGUUCGUAGAACGAAAAGAAUUUACAGCAAAAAUUGUGAUGUGGCUGGCAGCGCUAGCGGUUCUGUUAGCGGUGUGCUUGUAUCUCUUUUUGGAUACCCUCAAACCGAGAAAAUUCCCUCCCGGCCCGAAAUGGACACCGAUUCUUGGCUGCGCAAAGGAAGUUUACAAGCUUCGAGAAAAAACCGGCUACCUGUACAAAGCCGUUAGAGAAUUAUCUCUGACCUACUGCAAGGAGACUCCAGUACUAGGUUUGAGAAUAGGGAAAGACCGAAUCGUGAUGGUGAAUAGCUUGGAAGCAAACAAAGAGAUGUUAUUCAAUGAGGACAUCGACGGAAGACCGAAGGGAAUCUUUUAUCAAACCAGAACGUGGGGAGAACGACGAGGUGUCUUGUUAACAGACGGGGAACUGUGGAAGGAGCAGAGGCGCUUCCUCAUCAAGCACCUUAAAGAAUUCGGCUUUGGCAGAUCCGGUAUGGGCGAGACAGCGAAACUGGAAGCCGAGCACAUAGUCAUCGACGUAAUGCACAUGAUCGGCGACAGGGGAUCAGCCGUUAUACAAAUGCACAACUUCUUCAACGUUUAUAUUCUGAAUACUCUAUGGACGAUGAUGGCCGGGAAUAGGUACAAUCCAAGCGACCCACAGAUGAAGAUCCUUCAAAGCAUGCUGUUCGAUUUGUUCGCAGCCGUCGACAUGGUCGGUACAGCCUUCAGUCACUUCCCGAUAUUGAGCAUCGUAGCACCGACCUUAUCCGGUUAUAGAAAUUUCAUUAAAACGCAUAAGAGAAUCUGGAAGUUCUUGAGAGAAGAACUAGCGAGACAUAAAGACAGUUUUCAGCCAGAUAAAGAGGAUAAGGACUUUAUGGAUGUGUACAUAAGGGCUUUGCGUGAGCACGGAGAAGUGAACACGUAUUCCGAGGGACAGCUCGUGGCCAUGUGCAUGGACAUGUUCAUGGCGGGCACGGAGACGACCAGCAAGAGUAUGAGCUUCUGCUUCAGCUAUCUCGUUAGAGAGCAGGAAGUCCAAAGGAAAGCUCAGGAGGAAAUUGACAGGGUUGUAGGAAAAGAUCGGGUACCGAGCGUGAACGAUAGGCCUAACAUGCCCUAUAACGAAGCAAUAGUCCAUGAGUGUGUCAGACACUUUAUGGGACGUACCUUCGGUGUACCGCAUCGGGCUCUACGAGACACCACUUUAGCUGGAUGCCAUAUACCUGAGGACACAAUGGUAGUCAGUAACUACACGAACAUUCUACUUGACGAGAACUACUUCCCGGAGCCGUAUUCCUUCAAGCCUGAGAGGUUCCUGGUAAACGGGAGGGUCAGUCUGCCUGACCACUACUUUCCCUUCGGUCUUGCGAAGCAUCGCUGCAUGGGCGAUGCAUUAGCCAAGUGCAAUAUCUUCGUUUUCACUACUACAAUGCUGCAGAGGUUCUCGCUGGUGCCUGUACCGGGGGAAGGUCUGCCGUCCUUGGAUCAUAUGGACGGAGCCACUCCUUCAGCAGCGCCGUUUAAGGCUUUAGUUAUACCACGAAUUUGAGAUAAUUUUAGAAUUUUUAAUUUUAAUUUUCAUUAACCCCAUAACCAUUGGGAGUGGUAUUUUGAUUAUGGUAACUUUGAAAAGUAUUUCUCAAAUUUUAAUGUAAAAAAGGGGAAGAAUAAUUUUAAGGGUUUUGUACUUGUAGUCUCUUUUGAAAUCAACAAGUUGAGCUGUCGAUACCGAGGUUAUUUGAGAUGACAUCAUGAUCUCCAUAAGCCACCCACCACUGGACUAGACUUGACCUUCGUCUUAUCCAAAUUGAAUGAAUUUCCCUCGACGAAGAUCCCAUUCUCUUUUAUUGUUCAAACAGUGAAAGAAAAGGCAAGAAGCUAUUCCGAGAGAAAUACGUCAACGUUAUUAGACUUAUUAGUUACGGCAAUAGGUCUCAUAUGUGGCGGUACCUACAAUAGUUCAAAUUCAAAUUCAAAAUCAUUUAUUUCAACUUAGAUGUCAGUAUAUGACACUUGUUGAAUGUCAAAAUAUAAAUAACAAUGUUAACUCUACCACCGGUUCCAAAAAAAGCCACAGUCCUGAGAAGAACCGGCGAAACAAACUCAGCGGGCUUUUUUUUUGUUUUUUCUCUAAUAUAUAUUUUUUUUAAAAUAAGUAACAAUAAUUGCAAUAAACGAAAAAACAAGUCAAAAAAUACAAUUACAAAAUAAUAAUAAUAAUGAAAAAUGAAAAGGCCAGGAGCGAACGCCUCAUUCCCACGUAGUGCCAUCUAUAUAGUAGAUAAUCCUUAACUUUAUAAUAUGCCUUGUUGCACAAACGUUCCUUGACAGUUUUCUUAAAUCUAUGAACAGGUAGUAAUUGAACGUUUAAUGGGAUCUUGUUGAAAAGUUGUACACUCAGCUCCCUAAAAGAGUUGCUUAUUUUCUUAAUUCGAACCGCCGGCAACGCAAGCCUAUGUUUGUUCCUAGUGUUCACAUUAUGCAAAUCGCAGACUCUGGGGAAUUCUUCAAUGUUUUUACGCACGUACAAUAAAAUUUCAAAAAUGUAUUGGGACGCUAAAGUUAGAAUUUUUAUUUCCUUAAACUUGUCCCUCAAGGAUUCCCUCGGGUGUAUAUUAUAAAUAGCACGAAUAGCCCUCUUCCGCAAGAUGAAAAUCGUUUCGACAUCGGCAGCAUUGCCCCAUAGCAAAAUGCCAUAGGACAUAACACUAUGAAAAUAACUGAAAUAAACCAGACGUGCCGUAUCUUCAUUAGUAUACGUUCGUAUUUUUUUACCGCAAACGCUGCAGAACUAAGUCUACUCGCUAACUUGCAUAUAUGAGGACUGCAGCUUGGAAUCAACUGUUAUACCAAGAAAAA